GGAAUGACACGGUCGACUGCACAUUUGAUAUGGCGACUGAAUCGAAUUGGACCGGCUUUGUAUUUCAAAUUUGUUUUGUUUUGUCGCAUUACCCACACAAAAGCGGGCGGUUUGCUUACAACUAAUUACCGCCGUACUCCAUUCAAAGCAAUUGAGCGGAUAAUUUCGACAGAAAAAAGAGUCAUUGUUCUGCGCAGUGACCUUUAGAAAUCUGGCUAUGACUCCAUCUCGAGGGUAUAAUUUUUCUCUCACUGGAUCUUGUACUGUAUCAUGUGUUCUUCUGCAUCCAUCAUUAUUGCUCACUUAAACCCAAGAGUUUGUUUAUGGCGAAUAUUAAGGUAUUUGCACGUUUGAAGCCGUGUCAGAAUAUAAAUCAGGAACUCAUCCGUUAUGAAGAUGAAGCGAUUUGUAUUCAGUCGCGUCGGGAAGUUACUUCGCACUCCAUUAGUUCUGGAUCCUCUAAUCUACCGGAAUCGAUCAGAUUUCGGUUUGCACACGUUUUUGGAACGGAUUCGUCGCAAAAUAAUGUGUUCGACGUGGCCGCAAAGGAUAUAGUCAAAGGAUUUAUGGAAGGCUACAAUGGAACAAUAUUUGCUUACGGACAAACAGGAGCUGGGAAAACUUAUACUAUUCAAGGGGAAAUUGAGAGUGUCACCUCGUUAGUAUUUUGUUUUUUUGUCUUGUAGCUGUAUUUUCCAAGCCUACAAAAGGACAAACCUGAAAAUAGCUAUAGUUUGGUUAUAACUCUUAAGGGCUACUCUUGUUUUGCUAGUAUAAUUUAUUUUUAUCAUACCCUUGAUGUUUAAUACGUUUUUUUAGAUGGCAUUGGCGAAAAACAAACGGGAAGAAAAACAAGUCUUCUCAAGUUACUUGACUGACAAUAUUUCACCUAACCUUAAUGACGACGUGUGAAUUAUCUCAAAGAUGGUUGACUGGGUAUUUUUCAACAUUGUAUGUAAAAUGUUACGACUUUUUAGCUGAAAACUAGACAGCUAAAUUUUAUCAGUCAUUUACGCUAGCAAUCUGGUAUCCUGAGAAGUAUCUCUCGGAUUUAAAUUAACACGUGAGGAAACCCACGCACAGGAUUAUCAAAAAUAUUGCAACAAUUUGAACUUGCACGUGAGGUUAUUCAUGACCAAUAUCACCGGAAAGUUGGCAAGAAUUUGCACGUUCUUAAGUGGAUUCGCGAUCUGAUAUAUUAUAGAUUCGAAGUGAUCUUUUAAAAGCUGUAGCCAUUUCUCUGUAGGAGUUUGCUUUUAUGGUCCACUGACAGAUGGCAAUUUGUUCCCAUAUCUAAUUCUAGUUCUGACUUAAUUAAUACCGGAUACGAUUUUUUUUCUGGCAAAGUGACCUUGAUGUGGCUGUUACAUAUAUUUUAAAGUGGCUCCCGCAAUUUCCAUGGUUCCAAAUGCAUCCUUUGAUAAUGAUGAAGUUUGGCUUGUUUUACUGACAUUUUCCUGCAAGAAAGCUAUUUAUCUCAUUCUUGGUUUUUCUAAUUCUCAUCUUAAAAUCUGAAACUAUUUAUAGGGUUGGCAUUAUGUAAUGACAUCAGUCUUGAGAAUCACAUGUUGUAGUUGUAGAAAUAAUGGCGAACAUGAGGAGAAGAUGGGGACAGGAAAUUGGUUUUCAAGAUGAACAAGUUAGACCAUAUUUGGAAGAGGGUAGACAUGCCAUAAAUAGAUUUUAAAAUUCUUUAAUAGGUAGUGGCACAUUUUUGCGCAUGGAAAUUUCAACAUGUCGAAUCUUCCUGCAAAAAGCAAUUUUGUUUAAAAUGGUCAAAAGUUGUAGAAACUUGGAGGGGGGGAGCAGUGAGAUCACAGAAUUUUAUGGACAAGGGAGCUAAGUCUUGAUUCAGAUUAUGUAGAGUCUUAUAGCUGGGGCAAUAGUAUUUUUAAUUGCUACAGAGCCCAGUGAGGUAAGGAUGAUCUAAAUCAUUAGAGUUGCAAAGCUGUAGCCACGAUAGAGGAAUAAUUUCUGCUUCUUUUAAUUUCAUGCCGUUGCACAACCUCCUUGUGGUUCAUAUAUCUGUAGCUUUUUUUAUGGAAACAGAUUAUUCAGUGAGACGGCAGAACUAGCUAGGAGGAUCAAGGAAUGGGAGGGGGGGUCAAGAAAUUGGGAUUCUAUCUGUAUUCAUUUGUAUUUAGAGUUGCGAAGCUGUAGCCAUAAUAGAGCACUAAUUUCUGCUUCUUUUAGCUUUAUGCUGUCACCCAACCUCUUUGUAACUCAUUUCUGUAGCUUUUUGUCACUGAAGCAGAUUAUGCAGGGAGACUGCAGAACUAGCUAGGAGGAUCAAGGAGUUGGGGGGGUGUCAAGAAAUUGGAAUUUCAUUUGUAUUCUAGAUGUAUGUGUUCUUAUUGUUUGUAAUUCCUGUUUGUCAUAAAAUUGAAAAAAUCAUGGUCAGCCCUAGAUGACUAUACAAUGAACGGAUAACAUAUGAUAAAAAAUGAAGAAUAGGUAUGAAUUUCUACUGGUAAACUUAAAAAAUCUUGUCUAAAAUUAUCUCGAUGCUUAUAUAGAUUUGUGACCUUCCAGUAUCUUCUUCAUUCUUGACCCUCAGGACCUUAAUUUUAUUGUUUUUAAAUACUUGCAUUAGUUAAUAUUGCGUGAAAAUUUGAGACUCUUUUGUCUAUGACAGUUGCUUUUUUUUCUAUAAGUAUCAGUAUAAGUGUUGAGCAUCUAUAUACACAUAAUGGCAUAGUUUGAUAUUUGACCAUUCAUUCUUAGAUCCAACAACAAUGGAAUCAUUUUGCAAAGUCUGUCCAUGAUUUUUGACCACAUUAGUCAAGUUGAGCAUGAAACAAUCAGUAUUCAUGUUUCAUUCAUGGAAAUCUACAAAGAGAUGGCAUUUGAUUUGCUGGGAUUUAUCCAGGGUAAAGAUACAGGGAAAGCCAAGCAGGUGAGGUAGAUUGUUUUAACCCUUUAUUGUAUGUGGGGAAAAAUUACUGAAUGCUGUUUGGCCGAGACAGAGUGCAUUUUUUCUUAAUCACGAGGGCACUUUUGGUAGUGAAGAGGGCACAAUCACUUGAUGCUGAUUGAGUGUUUUUGCUGUUUGCAGUAACAAAUUUAGUGAUUGCAGUUUAACUGAGUGAAGUUGUUGACUAUAUUUCAGGAAUAAAAUGUUCAUUGGAUCUAUUGGUCAGUUACAUUUAUGACAACGUUUGUGACGACAUUGAAAGGGUAUCAUGGUAUGACAUCAUGCGGGAAUGCAAUUCCCCCAAAACAUUUGCCCUUUAUGUGAUAAACAAGUAAUCGCAAGAGCCCUUUGGGCAAUCAAGGAUUAAUUUCAUAUGUAUUUUCAAAGUUUUCCAAAAAUUACCCUCAUUGUUUCAUGACGUGGGCAAUUUUACAAAAACUGUGAAAAUACGCGUAAAAUCAAUCCAUAAUUGCCCCCAGGCCUGUGUGAUUGCAUAACUAACUCCCAAGAUCUGAUUGUUAAUUCUCCCCUCUUGCUGCAACACAUUUCCUUGUAAAUUAGUAACAAGAAUUUGGUGUUGGAUCAACAUAACAAAUUCUAACUAAUAAGAUUUAGUAUUCUCAUUACCUGUUCAUUGAAUAAUAUCUGAAUAUUAUUGGAAGAAGUUAUAUGUUGAUCACUUCUGGAAGUGAAAGAAUUAAUAUACUUUGAAUCAUUGUUUGAGUCUACUCACUUUGAUCCAUGUUCAUGGUUACUCUAACAGGUUCUGGUUACAAUGGCUGGGGACGGUGUCUGCCAUCUUCAUGGAAUUUCUCAUCACCAUGUACAAUCAUUCGAUGAAGCCGCAGGGUUAUAUCAGUUGGGCAUGGCAAGCUGCAAAACUGCUGAAACACCUGACGAUAAAAGAUCAUCCAGAUCACAUACUGUGUUUAGCAUUAAAAUGCUCCGUCAAAGGCCUGGUGAAGAGAUAUUUUUGAGGUGUGUAAAAUGAUAUGACCAAAACAGUCUGAACAUGUGUCUUUUGACCUCACUAUGGAUUUCUUGCAGUACAAGAAUUUACCCAAAAUUUUGCACAGAUAGAAAUUUUUACUUAAAGAGAGUGACUUGAACUGAAGCAAACUUUUCACCCCUUUCAUACUCAGUGUCUAAAUAUCAUUGCUUGGCAUUGUUUUUUAUACAUUUUUUUAUGAUUGUGCAUCUGAGAAUUUGGUAUGAAAUCUAACAUUACUCCAUUGUUGAUACAUUUCUUUCCUGUCACCUUUCUGUGUCAAAAUAUGGCACUAUAUGGGGAAAUUCAAUUUUGGUCUAAUAAUUUAUUCAUGUAGCCAUGGUACUGAUUCCAUGAUUUAUUAUUUAUAUCACUGGACUUAUUACUGUGCGUAAUAAUCUGUUCUUGUAGCAAGGGCUCCCAGAUAUAUUUAUAUUGUAGGACUUAUUACGUAAUAAUGAUCUGUUUCUGUAGCCAAGGGCCCUCAAGUGUUAGCAGCAUCGCCAAAGGUGUUGCAAAAUCCUGAUUAUCUGUUCUUGUAGUGAAAGGUUCUCAGAUAUUUAUACAUCACUGGACUUGCUACUUAAUAAUAAUCUGUUCUGUAGUAAAGUGCCCCCAAAUAUUGUCAGCAUCACCAAAGGUAUUGCAAAAUCACGAUUAUCUGUUCUUGUAGUGAAGGGCUUUCAGACAUGUAUACAUUACUGGAACUAUUGCAUAAAUAUAACAAUCUUUUCUUGUGGCAUGGGCUCCCAGAUAUAUCUAUUGUGUAGUAAUCGUCUUAAUCUUCUAACUCCCAGCUUUUGAUUACAUCACUUGAGCUAUUACGUAAGAAUUAUCUUACCCUUAAUGGAAGAAUUUUAGUAGGAUGCACAGAGUUUUUAUUUAGAUGGGGAAAACAGUUACAAAUAACAGAAGGAUAUUGUUCACAUGAGAACAAAUGUAAGCCCCAGUUAUUGAAAUUUAGUUGGAGCAUUCCAUCACGUAUAUUUGUGUAAGGCAAAGGAUCUUUUCACCUUUUAUGCCAAGAGAACAAUUUCAGGUGCAUGAAUAGGAUGAUUGACAGUGGCAUCCACCCUUUUGGGGUCAAAUAAUCCUAUUAAAAAUUCCCAGUAACUUUCACUUGCUAAAAGUUGGUGAAGAUGAGGUGAGAUAAGAUUUGGUUUCAAUUUAACAUGUGGUUGCACUUUGGAUUUUUGAGGUUGAUAGAUUACGUUCAACUUGAUGAAAGAACUUUAGUCACACUCUUAGAGAAAUGUCACUAAUGGAUUGUGAGACCUUUUAGUCGGUAGGCUGUGUUUUUUGUCACAAAAUCUGGUUACAUAAGUAAUUAUAUUACAAUACUGAAUGCUCAGUUCAUGAACAAAUGUAGCCUUAUUGUUGUAGUUAGGACAAACACUAUUCUUGUCUGAAUGUCAGCUUGUGUCUCGUUUUGUGGUUAGAAAUUAUCUUAUACUUUUUUAGACAGGCCAAUAUACUUAGUCUAGUAAGCUUUAUUUAUUGCAAACAGCUGGAAACAUUACACUUAUUUGUUACGUAGAAACAAAUACCUCUUGGUAAAACUUUGGGACACUGUCUUGUUUUAUAAGAGCAAGUACUUUGUUGCAGGGUCUCUUUCUGGCCACUCCUCAUGAAAAUAUGCAACAGCUAACAGGUUUGAUGUACAGUUUCCCAUGUUCUAUCCUUAUGGAUGAAGGUCCCAAUACCUGGUUCAAUUUGGCAUGGGGUCUCACUCACUAGAGACUGUUUAUCGAUGGCCUGCAAGCUUGAAGCAUGUCUUCUGUCUUGUCAUAAUGAUUAUAAAUCCUUGCUAGCCUUCAUCUUGUCCAAUACCACCAGUGUAAGGUUUUUAAAUAAGCAAGAUUUUGGGGAGAUUCUAAGUAAACAUUUUUAAAACCACAGGAAAUGUUGUUUAAAAUUAACUCAGUUUAAUCAUUUUAUAUAUUUCUAUGCUAAUACUAUUAAAAAAUAGCUGCUUUCUAAAAUAAUUCACUCAGUUUUACAUCAGUGGACAACUAAAAAUUGCCUUCAUCAGGAUUAUGUUAUGAAGUACAACCAAUGUCUGCUCCCAAGGGAAACAUUUAGAUUUCUUUUCCCACUAGUCGGAAUAUUUCACCAAAACCAAGUUGAGGGAAAUGUUGAAAUUUGUGGGAUAACAAACCAACUGUUUCCCAGAUGACCAACAUCGCAAACAAGCAAACUAUGAGUGGUUGUCACACUGUAACAUAUUUAACUGAGAACACUGAAUGUACCUUUGAAGAAUCACAUUUCUGGAGUCGUUCUGAUCUGCUCUGUCAGUUUUUCUUAUGAUGAAGUACAAAAAUGUGUUUUUUUUGGCCAAAGUCUGCUCCAUUGGGUUUUCAAGAGAUAGUGCAGAGCUCGUGAUAAACAGUCUGGAAUCACUGAGAAGUUCAGAGAAAAGAGCUUUUAAUAUAAAUGUCACACCGCAAACACACCUCUGGCUGAAUGCCACGUUCUGAUCAUGUGCAAAACCCGCACAAUAAUUUAUUCAAUUUAUGUUUCCCACGUGAAAUAGAAAUUUGACAGGAUGUCUAAACUUUAUCCUGAGUGAGGUACAUUUUGAUUUAUUCAGGGUCAUGUGGUUUUCAAUCAGCUCAUCACCAUAUUGUGUUUCGUGGCUGUAUAACAUACUUACUUUUUAACUUGCGAAUUGCGCGCAUGUGCAAGAGUGAGUUGUAGAUAUGAUGUGUCGAAUGGCACUCGCUCGCUCGCUCGAUUGGUCGAUUCCUGUAACCUUUUUUUUGAUAUUUAGGCUUUUGAGUGCAUUUGAUAAUUUUUGGCGAGUAGUAAACAAACGAAAUGGUGACCUUUGUUGCUAAGAAUAGUGAUGGGGUGAAAAAGAAGCCAAUGAUAAUCUUAAAAGAGUUUAUUUUUUUCGUUUUAGUUUCAAUAAGCAGUGCAGGAAUUUCAACACACCUGCCAGCAACUAGCAGGUGUGCGAGGAUUCAUACUGAAAUAAGAGAACAACCUUCAUUUUUCAUAAAAUUGUAAUUACUACUUGAAAACAAUCUGAAGAUUCAUUAAAAAUAUCACUUACUCCAAAGCGCUCGGAGUUUACAGGUGUUCAAAAGCUUUUUCUGUUAUGGUGUGAGAUUGGGGACAAAAUAGAUCAUUACAUUUUGUAUUGUGUGUUUUUUCUAUAUGAAGCAACAGAAGGUGCCGGUCAUUUCAAAUGUAAUGCCUUCUUAUCCCAAUGUUACUUUGUUUCUUUGCUACAUUAGUGAACACUGAACUACUGCUUGUACUCUAAAUAUGACAAUCCACCACAAAAUUUCCAAAAAAUCAUGUAAGUCAUCUGUCAAUUCACAAGUUUUCUCACAGAGCAGUUUGAUUCUAUGUAAAGUAAACCCGAUGUCAUAUUUUGGAAAUUAACCAUUGAAUAAUAAAGCUUGCCAUUAGAUGCUAAGAUAAAGAUAAAGCAGUUAUUAGAUUUGUACCAGAUAUAUUUGCUAAAUUUUAAAGAUAAGCAAUGUUGUAAGCAUUAACUCCUGUUUUGCAUAAACCUACAAUUAGUGGCAAAUGUAGAGUGCACACUUCCCCCAAUGUAGAUGGUGGGCAGCUUAACACUUAACAAAAUAAACAGAAAUAUUUUAAUUCAUCUGAACAGGUUUCUUGAAAGUCUUCCCCUUUUCCUCAAAGAAUGUUACAAGAAAUUAUUGACCAUUUUGUCAACACCAGGCAAUAUAGAAAAUGCAGGAAGGGGGGAGUGUGCCAAGACUUUAUCCACCAAUAGUCCAUUUUACAGUUUUGUGCUCAGUUGCCAAGCCUUUGAAUAGGAGUGAGGCUAAGGGUGACCUUGUUAUGAUACAAACCUUGCUGCUUUUCAAAUGUAAAUUACUUUGUUAUCAUGCUAACGAGAUACUGGUCUCUGUCACAACAAGGUCACCUUCAGCCUCACUCCAAAUCAAAGGCUUGGCAACUAAGUGCACAACUGUAAAAUGGCCUAUUGUAGGUGUGGCUUGGCUUGCCAUUAUAUUCUCUGAUGCUCAGUUGAAGAGCAUUGGAGCAUGAAAUAUGAAGUGUUGGGCCUCCAUUUCUUUUGGAAGACUCUGGUUUUUUCUUUUCUCAUGCUUGUGACACAACAAACAAAAUGUUGUUUUUCUAUGACAACCAAGAUUGACAUUUUUAAAACAUCUGUCUUAUUCUUAUUCUUGUCUGCUUUUUGGCUUUUAAUUUUAGGUCAAAGCUGAUCUUGGUGGAUCUUGCUGGAUCAGAGCAAGUUGGGAAAUCAGGAAGUGAUAGGAACCAACGUAGUGAAUCGAAAUACAUCAAUCUUUCUCUGCAUCACUUGGAAACUGUAAUUAUUGCUCUUCAGAGGUUUCGCAUGAGGUGUAUGAGGAAGAAACAAACUGGAAAAUGUUUAUGCCGUAGCUCCAGUGCUAUCAUGCAGCAAACAAGAGAUGCAGCACUGAUUCCUAAGCCAGCAUUGAGUGCUAAAUUGAAGAGUGCAAGUGCAUUUGAGUUGGGAAAAGGAAGUGUGUCGUCCCAUUCUUCUGACUGUGACCAAACCCAUGUGCCCUAUGGGAAUUCCCUUCUGACCAUGUUAUUACAAGACAGCUUAGGUAAGUAAGUUGUACCACAACGUAAAAAGCUGCAUUGUAAAUAAAAAUCUUUGAAACUCAUGAAGCCUAAAACUGUCAGAGGUUCACUGAGUUUUUGCAGCAUGGUAUCAGUGGUAGAGUUACUUUGCUUGGAUGGUAUCAAUUGCAGGUUACCCCAACAUUUUUGAUAGUUUCUCUUGCAUUUGACUGGAAAUCACACUGUGAAUUUGAAAUCUUGAAGCAUUUGCAAGAUAAGAUUUCUUCCUCAAAAAUUUAACAAGGUGAACCUGAACCUUGAUCUUUGAGCCAGCACAGUUCCAGAAGCCACUGUAUAUAUGUGCAUGUUUGAAAUAAAAAUUGACUCCCAGGAAUCUGAAAAAUCUAAAUCUCUUUACCACUCUGUUUCAAUAUUUCAUACAGGAGGAAACUGUAACACAGCUAUGAUUGCAGCAUUGUCCCUUGAUGAGGAAAACCUGUCAGAGACCAUUGCCACGUGCAGGGUUGCUCAAAGAGUUGCACGGAUUCUCAACAAGCCAGUGUGAGUAUGAAUGUUAAAUAAAAAUUUGUUGAUAUUUAAGAUGUAAAAGUCAAAUUUGAGAGUUCAUUUUACAACAGGUGAGAGGAUACUGAAACAUUUCGGUAAUAGUGGAACCCCUUCUCAGCUCAGGGGAAAAACUCAGAGCUAGAAGAAAUAUUCCCCAAACAGGUUUUCCUUCAAUAAAAAUAACACAUAGCUUCUGUGAUGGUACCACAUACAGUAGGCCCUUGAUUAAAGAGACACCUACAGGACUAGGAAAAGUGUUCCCACAUUAGAGGAGUCCCUUCUGUGAUGGUAACACAUACAGUAGACCCUUGAUUAAAGAGACACCCACAGGACUAGGAAAAGUGAUCCCUGAUUAAAGGAGUCCCUUCUGUGAUGGUAACACAUACUUUAGUCCCUGAAUUGAAGAGACGCCUACAGGACUAGGAAAAGUGAUCCCUUAUAAAAGUAGUCCCCUCUGUGGUGGUAACACAUCUGUAGUUCCUUAAUUAAAGAGACACCCACAGGACUAGGAAAAGUGUUCCUUUAUUAGAGGAGUCCCUUCUGUGAUGGUAACACAUACAGUAGGCCCUUGAUUAAAGAGACACCCACAGGACUAGGAAAAGUGAUCCCUGAUUAAAGGAGUCCCUUCUGUGAUGGUAACACAUACUUUAGUCCCUUAAUUAAAGAGACACCCACAGAACUUGGAAAAGUGAUCCCUUAUAAGAGGAGUCCCCUCUGUGGUGGUAACACAUACUGUAGUCCCUUAAUUAAAGAGGCACCCACAGGACUAGGAAAAGUGUUCCUUUAUUAGAGGAGUCCUUUCUGUGAUGGUAAAACAUACUUUAGUCCCUUAAUUAAAGAGACACUCACAGGACUAGGAAAAGUGUUCCCUGAUUGGAGGAGUCCCUUCUGUGGUGGUAAUGCAUGCAGUAGGCCCUUCAUUCAAGGAGUACCUGGGUGACCAAAGAAGUGUCCCCUGAUGCUGAUAUUUCAAAUUGGAAAAUACUAUUUUAAAUAUUUCUAUUGACCCAUUAACUCCCAGAAGUGAUUAACAUGUAACUUUUCCCUAUAAUACCCACUCGUUAUCCUGUAAAUAGGUAACAGGAAUACUCAAGCCUAUUAAGUAGAGGUUGUUAUUUUCAUCUUGCACUAAAUUCUUAUGACUAAUUUACAGGGAAAUUUUUAGCAGCUAGAGGGGAGAAUAAACAAUUUGAACUUGGGAGUUAAAGGGUUAAGUCUCUAUGACACUCAUAUAAUUUCAAGGGGUGGAGGUUUGAUAGUAGCACUUUAACGAGACCUUUUGCUGUACUGGGGUGCUAGAUUCUAUCUUCUAGGUUAACCAAAGUGAUCAAAAGGGAUUUUUCUCCUCACAGAAUCAAUACAUCCAUCAUUACAAUGCAUCAUACACAUUUUCAGUCAGGGAAUAUGGUCUGACUUAGCACCAAAUUCUUAGAGAUUAAACGAUGCGCAAAUUAUAGCAGACAUUACAGAAAAUUGAUAAUAAUGUAUUAAGAAUUGAAAUUGUGAAAUCAUUGUUUAUCUGUGUACAGAAGGAGCAUCUCGUACUUUUUCACUUUCAGACGCAACGAAGAGAUUGACAAAAAUAUGGUUAUAAGACGGCUUCAAACAACUUUGGCAAAACUACACUUAGAACUAGCACAUUACAAGGUAGGGUAUUUGUUAUUUCCUGUGGUUUAUGGAGUGAUGCUAUCUUGAAUACUGGUAUAUACCGUAUGGGUGAAGAGGUGAGGGCUCGACUUUGGAAUUACCUAAUAUUAACCUUAAAUUUUCUUUUAUUUAUUAAGUAAGUUAUGGAGCAGUUUGCCCUCUCAAGUGCGUCUUUCAAGGGAUUUAAAUGACUUCAAAAGUAAAUUGCAAGAUUGUAGCUUUUGAGGACGUGUCUUAUAGUUUUCUUGUCAUUUUUUUAGUUUAUGAUUUAGCUUUCUAUAUUUAUUGCAAGUUUUUACAUAUUUACUGUGUUGUUUUUAGAUGGCAUGAUAUUAUAUGUUAGCUGUAAUUACUAUAGAUUUCAUUUAUACUCGUUCGUAUUUUGAACGAGUUCUUAGCUCCUUGACGAAACGUGUUAAAAUAAAUGAUUGAUUAAUUGAUUGAUUGACGCUUGAAUUAUGCGCAUAACGGCUCACAUUACUGGACCUUAUCCUGGUUUCACUGAGUUAAAUAGAAUAAAGAAAAAAGAAGUAUUUUUCUCACCAUGGGUUUGCACUCAAACCCUUUACACCCUAACAUCAGAAUUUGUAUUCUCCCUUCUGUUCUCUAUGCAUUUCCUUAGGGGCUAACAAAGAGAAUUUGUUAAAAAAAUCAAGAGCUUCUUAGUUGGUGAUUAUUUCUUUUACUCUCGUGACUUUAAUGUGUGACUCAGGGGUGAUAUUUUAGGGAGAAAUUAGAUGCUAUUGACUCGUGGGGGGGGGGGGUCAAAAGGGUUAAUCCGUGGCUGGUCAUCUGCCCCCACUAGCCUUUGGCAUGGACUUCCUGUGAGUUCGCUUGUGGUUAUUAGCCUUUAAACCUCUGGAGUGGCUGGAUUCUAAAGUCUCCUUAUAUUUUCACCCCUGGAUUUAACAUCAGGCUUAUGAGAAUAAACGGAGUGAUCAUCAGCUAAAGAAGCUCAGUCAAUUGGGGAACAAAUUCUCCUUGUCAGUAGCAUAGGAGUUGUAAAGGGAACAGUGUGGAGAAUAUGCAUAUUGAUGUUAGGGUUUAGUGUGUUCAUGUUCCGUAGAGAGAAAUACUGGGAAUUCAGCAGAAAUGACGCUGCUCACAGGCAUACAAUUUGUAUCAGGAGGCCGUCAUUUAAACUAAACUUGCGUGAAAGGCUUUGUUGGCAAUUUAUUUCGUGAAAAUGUAAGCCGCAAAUGUCGCGUGUGUCAACUUUCUAAAUUGCUCCUGCUCACCCCCAUAGACUUUGUAGGGUGCACUUCUAAGGCAGUUGUCGCCGGAUGAAAUGAUUUUCGUCUUUGUCUUACUCAGAAGCAUAACAAGUUGCUGUUUUUACCGCUGGAUCAUCAGAACAGCCUUAACGACGAAGAAGAUUGUGUAGUGGUGAUGCAGGCUUUCCUUGCUGGUAGAAUAAGAGAUCCGGUGUCACACGGUGAGAACUCAAAACAUCUUCCUAUAAAUUCUUCUUACCUCUAAAUGAGAAACUCAAGUGCGCAGGUGAUGAGAAUUUGUAGCUGUGGAAGAUUUUGUCUAGAAUAAAAGAACGAAUUGUUGAGGAAACAACUUGGAAAAUGGGUUCAUUUUUAGCUGGAUCUUUUUAUAAAUGCAACCACGCAUUUAUAAAUUAGUUACGAGAAUUUGGUGUUGGAUUAAGAUGAAUACUUCUAGCUGAUAGGUUCUCAUGUUCUCUUGACUUGUUUACUGAAAAGAAUUAUGGAUAUUAUAGGGAGAAGUUACACGUUCAUCACUUCUGGGAGUUAAAGGGUUCAUUCUUCCCCUGAUUAGUUAGGAAAGUUAGGCCGAUUUUUCCAAACAAUCACAGCGCUUACUAAAAGAAAACCAUGAAAGUCCCGAAUUAAUUUCGGCUCGUAAUUGGAAAAAAUAUCCUUUUUAAUUACUGUUUUUUUUGUGGUCAAUAACAGGUAUAGAUACACCUACGAAGUUCCGCACCUCAUUGCGAUACUUGCGUCGGGUGCUUGGGGAAGUGAGAAUGCAAUGCUUAGAUGACAAGGAUAGCGGGGUACGCACGGGCAGUGAGCCUGCAUCGCCACUGACCAGCGAAGGGGAAAAUGACGGGCACUUGGUGUCCAGUUUCAUCGAAAAGCUGCCUUUUCCCGUUGGCGAUCUGUCUCAACACAGGUAUGUCGCCAUUUAGUUGAUUGAAUACUUCAGUUUUAUAAUUUUCGAGGAUCCUCACCAUAAGAAAACAGUUUACCACAAAGAAGUUUUCAGUUUUCACAUUAUUUCUGGGGAGCCAGAAAUGUUUAGCAAUUCUUAACUUUCAGUGAACAGAGGAGUGGCUUUGCAUGAACAAAAUCACGAGUGCAUGAAAGUGGAAGAUGAUUUUCGAUGAUGAUAUCGUUGUGAGGUAAAUAACAAGGAUUUGCGCAACAUCCCCAAACCACAGUGAAAGCUAACUGAGUUAGCAAUGUAAAUUGGUCACCGUAAAGAGUUUCAUAGCUGACGUUUCGAGCGUUCGUUCGUUUCGAACGUUCAAGAACGUCAGCUUUGAUACUCUUAACGGUGGCCAAUUUACAUUAUCAACCUAGUAGUUAAAACCGAAUGAUCUUGUGAUACUCCCUUGUGAUACUCCCACCGACGUAGCACCACAGUUUCUUUAGACACGUACCCCUUUUAUUAAUAGUGAAAGCUGAUGUGUGUAGGUCCGGAGGGUUGGCCUUGGCCUGAGUCGUCCGGCCCUGCUUUUUCACGGCUUAUUUGCAUUUUCCGAACUUAGAAUGAAACAAAGGAGUCGCACUUCUGAAUUUUCUACUGUAGAAUCGUUUUAGUGGCUAUCUAGUGCGCGCCCUUCUUUCUCUGCAAGUACGUCCUAUUCAGAAAAAACCAAAAUGUUCUAAGUUUCAAAACUUAGUCGUCAUAUGAUACAAUGCUUAUUGACUGAGUUUGAUGGAGCCGAACGGAAAAAUAGCUGGCUCUCGGGCGUGAACUACACACCAAGCGCAGCCAAAUGUUUUCCCGUCCGCUCAGUCAUUGUAGCUGAGUUGAAACGACCGCUUUUUUGUUGAAACAUCCAUUCAAAGGUUAUAUCUGUGAACAUGUGGGCGUAGGAAAUAACUUCGCUUACCAUCAAUCCUCUGGUAACCAUUUGUUACAGCGGCCAUUUUACGUAAGGACAGCUUUACUGCCUAAAAUUACUUAUCAAAUGCCCAUGACGAUCUCCUUGAUUCUCACUUUUCUGCAAAAACAGAAAAAACCUUUUGAGGUUAAUUCUAGAGAGUUGAUGUUCAUGUGACGAUGGUUUGCGCGCAAUCCUGUUGGCAUAGAACUAUUUUCUUUGCAGUUAUAACAAGAGAAAACGCAUUUUUGCGUAUUCGGAAUCUUUUAUGUAAUAUACUUGACAGUUUUUUCCAAAGUGUUACAGUUUUUCAUUGACGAGAGGCUACUUUGAAAAACGAUCAACAUAUUUCUUUUUGCCUAUACUUGUUUUAAAGGACCAAUCUCUUUCUUGUACCUGUUUUGUGGUUUGUGUCCAUUUACGUCUUCAGAGCAAUUUACAAUUGAGCGUUGCAAGCAAGUCGUGAUUGGUUUUGCCCCACUGUUCCAUAAUUAGUCAGGAAAACUCGCGCCACUUUUUCAACCAAUCAAUCGCAGCUUGAUGACUUGUGGUUUCCCGUGCAGGAGGCUGUUAAAAAUAUUCAGUGCGCUCUUGAGAGUAAUCCACUAUCCCAAUCUGUGAUUGGUUUAGGUAACAUGUGUCACUCUGUCGACCAAUCAAAUUCUAAACCGACCCUAAAGGAAUCAUGACUUGGUUACUCGCGUUUUCCCGCGCUUUUAGACAGUUUGCUUGUUUUGAAGGUCUCACUCGUUCCAUGUGAUAUUUUCUUUCUUUUAUUAAACAUUGCGAUUACGUUGGUUUUGGUUUUACGUCACUCGAACGAAAUGCGCUGUAAUAUUUACGUUUGUUCUGAUUGGUCAUUGUGGUUUCUUUGGUUGUUGUUUCACAACACUCUGUUGAAAUGCAUCGCAUAACCGUAAAAAAACGUGUUAAGUGGAAAUUCAGUGUGAUCUUCGUCUAGUUCUUGCUUGUCAGGAAAGUAAACCAUUUCUUUCUUUUUCCUUUUUGUUGUAAUCUUAAAGACGCAAUAACGCCGUGUGGAUCAAGAAAGAAAUCUAGUCAUUUGUCUCGAUUAGGCAUGAAGGCUGUAUUAUUUGAGAAAUUAUCGGCAUUGACCUUGGGAUUUGGAAGGAAAACCGCAUUUCAGAAAGUAAUGUGGUUACACCCUUAAUCGGUUGCAAAGAAUGCCGUCAGGAAAUUCGCUUUUGAUUAUUUUGAACAACUUUUCUCAAACAUAGGUUAUAUUUCAAACCCUGUUCGUAGAUUUAGUCGUCUUUGAUAGUUACAUAAAUGACAUUUUGAUUACUUUAAGUUGCAUGUAACGUUCUAGACAUUGCAACAACUUAUUUAAAUGAAAUGCUUGUGAUUUUCGUGUCCUUUCCAAGGUACAUACAAGCUUAUCACUCUCGUCAAUCGUAGCGGAUAUUUUUUUUAGAUGGCGGUAUUACUAAAAGAAUUCUAAACCGCCUGUUACAGUCUAUAUUUUGCAACUCUGAUAGACUUUUGAGUCCUUUAAAAAGGAUUGCAUUAGAUUAAUAUUUCGGCAGGGACAACUCGAAGGCCCAGAUAUAUAUUUACUUAAAAAUAUUGAGCAAUAAUCACACAAAGGACAUGCGAACCUCUUAAAACCGGAAUAUCUAAGCGGACUAACACAGAAAUCAUUUUUUAUAGUAAUAAAUACCUUUAACGCUGUUACUCCUCCAUUGGAGAUGCUGGUAAUACGGUUAGUAGAAAGCUCAAACCCGGCUCCAGUGAAUAUACCAUGUUGUGGGUGGCUUCCUCGCUGACCAUUCUCUGAAUACGACCCUCAAAGUAACAUUCAUUAUAAAUUCAACAUGCUAAACAAUCGUCCUUUCAUAGAAUUAAAACUGUUUCCUUUCACCAAAACGCUUAAAAGUGGCAGUCUAAGGUCUGCUAUAAACAGAUGCUAAAAAUGUGUGAAGCGGCGAUAUCGUGAUCAAAGUACAACUCGUGCUAUCUGACGUGGCUUGAUGUGUCGUAAUCUGAGUCAUGUAUUCUUUCAUCGCCUGAAGUUUCCCGACACGCGUCUGAUGUUGUUGUUGUAAAAACAUCUUCUACUUCUUGAUCUUUCUCCUCAACGUCUGCGCCUAAUUUUCUCGUUUUAAAGAGGAAUAUGCUGAAGAAACCGUCCUGUUUAUCUCCUGCUGGUAAAAAAAAAAUAUAUUUAAUGAUGACACCGACUCUGUUUUUAGAUUUGAAAGGGUAACUUUACCUUAUCCUCAGUUGUGCUAAUCAUGCUAAUCCCACAAAUGUUUUUUUUUUUUAUUUGUUUGUCGGGUAAAUGCUUGAACAAUGCGAAACUGCACAAAAAUGCAUUCUUCACUCGCACCAGCUGUGUUAACUGCGCCAUUUGCUUUGGUACACAGGGUUGAUUUCAAAAUGGCGCGUUUUUUGACGAGAAUUUUCGAACGGAGGUAAAAUGCACCAGAACUUUGGAGCAUACAAGAAUUUUCUCCUCUAAAACAGAAAAAUCUAGCAAUGCACGUUUAAUAUAAUGAUCACAUUUGGUCCAAUUUCUAGCACGUUCGAAGACAAUUUUUCGAACCGAGUUGAAAAUUGCUAGAACUUUGGAGUAUACCUCUUCUGUAACACUGGAAACUUGAAGUAUAGUACCGAGCGUUUACUUGGAAUGAUCGAGAUUGAAGACAAUAACUUUUUAUAAUAAGGCUUGUGUCGGAAACUGCCGACAAAACAAAUUUAAUGUUGGCAGAGUAGCUUAUUUCCUUUUUUAGUUUUAUCCUGGAUCAGGCCCUUCAUUCAGGUCAGGGAUAGGUGAAGAUUAUCAGGCUUAUCUUGGAUAUGAGGUAGUUUAGAAUUGUAUCAAUGUUCCCCAUUGAAAUAAUUUCCAGAUGUAUCUCACCAACACAUGCAGACAGUUCAAAUUGCCCUUCGAACCGGAAUGACGUGGUUAUUCAAGUCAAUUUGGAAAGGGUUUGCCUCUAUGAGCUGGUGUUAAUGCGUAACUUGGUAAUUUAGUAUUAUCAACUGAGUUGAUAACGUAAAUUGGCCACCGCAAAGAGUUUCAAAGCUGAUGUUUCGAUCGUUAACCCUUCGUCGAUCGCUCUUUAGAAAGUUACCCGCUUUAAUGCGUAACUUGUUUCGACAGGCCGGAGUAUGACGCGUCGGCACGCUUUACUUUUGAGUUCAGGAACAUCCCCUCCUGAUUAAAGUUGUGGGUGAAAUUGGUGAGGAGAUCAAGCAUUUGCAAUUUGCUUGAACUCUUCGUUCUCAACUGUGCGGGAGAGAACUAAUGCAAAUUUUUAAACAAUAACAGAAUGAUUGACUUGUGAAUUAACUGUGGAAAAUGAAUCACAAACCAGUUGGCUAUUUUAUAAGCUAGUUAUGAUAAGAGUGAUGGGUCGCAGCGACAGAAAGCGCACUAAGGCGGGAUGCAUGCAAUCAGCCACAAAAGUAUUGCCACAUUCCACUGAGACCGCAAUAUUCUGGAAUAGCGAACUAAUUUUAUCCCUGUGCAAUGUUGCUCUUUGUUUUCUAGGAAUCUUCAGCUUUAAAUGGCGGGGGGGUACUGUGGCGAAGUGCGAUCAUUAUGGAUUUUGUUUCUAAAAAUAAAUAGCUGCGUGAUAGUAGUUUGAAUUCUGUUAAAGGAAGGAGCCAUUGGUCAGACUGUGACACCUGAUUGGGAUCAUAAGCCCAUUGCGUUGUUUCCUGUCCUUCUGUCCGUUCUGAAAUCCGUCUUUGCUUUUUUUCCUUAGUGCACUGCGUUCCUUGUUUCUUCGUUUCUUCGUUUCUUCGUUUCUUCGUUUCUUCGUUUCUUCGUUUCUUCGUUUCUUCGUUUCUUCGUUUCUUCGUUUCUUCGUUUCUUCGUUUCUUCGUUUCUUCGUUUCUUCGUUUCUUCGUCCCUUCGUUCCUUCGUUCCUUCGUUCCUUCUUUUCUCUGUUUUUUUUUUCAUUUCUACGGACUCUCUUUGUUUGCUGGGCUUGUUACCUUGGUUGUUGCAGGAAGCUUUGAUUUACGAUAUCCUGUGGAACCAACGGGAUGAGAAAGUGUCUCUUGCAUAGAGAUGUCUUAAUGAAGAAUGUCAUUGUAGUACCUGACUAGGCAUACUUUCUUGCAGAGAAAGUAUUACCACCCAGGAAAGUGGCAUUUCUUUCACCACUGAACACGAGGGACCAACGACCGAUGGAAAGGAAUAUUCUUCUCCAGACUACCCUUACAGAACCCCUCAGCGGCCGGGGCCUGAAAAUGGUCAGCCUUGUACUCAGACCAGCCUGCACAAAAUUCGAGAGAGAAGGAAACUCCACCAAAGGGACGCGUCUGUCGGGACUGAUCAGCCAGUUGAACAAAAAGAUGUAACGAUAGCUGAGCUCGAACUUGAGAGGGAGACGCUUUGGUGAGUUCUGGAAUACUGCUUGCGGUUCGUUGAAUCAAUAAUGCCUCCCUCGAAGGGAAGCUCCACAUUUUACAUCAUUAUCAUACGAACUUACGAACAAAAGGAAUUGUAUUUUAUUGAAACAUUUCCAUAAGUAAAACGUCAUCAGAAUAACUUGUCAGAAAUAUUCCUACACACUGAAUAGCGUACCCUUUUCAAGAUAAUUACUUGAAACUCAAACCUACAUGUGCCCAAAUUCUUUAAACGUGUCGCGUGACCCACACGCUGUUUGGUUUUCAAGUACGCUUUCCAUGCUUACCGUUUACUUAUUCUUGUCUAGUGUCAAAUUUUUCUGAUUUUUUUUAUCUUUUGAUAAAUCGCAGGGACAAAAGCAAAACAUUUACGUCUCGGUUGAUGGAUCAGCGCGCCCGUCUUGUCAUGAUGUCGAGACAAGGCAAUCCUCCGGAAGAAUUAGAAAAUGAGAAAAUCGCGGAGUUUCAAUUGGAGAAAAAGAAGGUUAGAGAACUAAUGAAUAAGAAAUUGGAAAAAAAAAAAAAAAAACGUUACAACACGUAGGACCUUAGUUUAGAUUAAUACUCACCCGUUCAUAAGACAACCUUCAACGUUGCUCUGCAGAAGUAUCAUUUUGUGAGUUCAGGCAUAGGUACACAAGCGUGAGGGGAGUGCGAAGCAAGCUCGAGGAAAGUAUGAGGCAAACGCGAGGAUCGAGAUACGUUCCUUUCCUCAUGCCUUCCCUCGCGUUUUCUACGCGUUUGCUCGCAUCCGUCUUGAAACGUAAAAGAAAUAACGCCUACUCUUUAGACUAAUCCAUCAUCUUCAUCGCACUCCUUUUUUGGUGCAAGAACAGCGGCGAAGGAGAUAAGGAGUCAAUGAGAGCUUGACGAAUCUCUGUCUUCUCCUCUUAACCCUCGACACCCUAACAUCAAUAUGCAUAUUCUCCAUACAGUUCUCCAUACAUUGCCUGAGGUGCUGACUAGGAGAAUUUGUGUAACAAUCAAAAGCUUCUUUGGUUGGUGAUCACUUCCUUUAUUCUCGUGACCUCAAAGUGUGAUUCAGCACUGCUACUGUAAGGAGAAAUUAGUUGUUAGUCACACCCAGGGAUUAAAGGAUUACCAGUUAGAUAAGAUUACAAAUGGAUCCCAGUUACACGCGGGCGUACCUUUUUUUUGAGCUUUACUGACCAAACAAUAAGUAAAAGUGCUGCACAAUGAAACAUAAUUUUUAAGCCUAACCCCAGCUGUUGUAAAUGAGGCCUCAGCGUUCUUCAUUCCAGCGAAGAGAAAAAAGCCCCAAGGAGACAGUUUCUUAAACGCUUCUAUUUCUUGUUCAGUUUCAAGCUGGUGAAGCCAAAGAUAAAAUGUACUGAAAACCACAUUCACAAUAAUUUUAAAAUGGUGAUUAUUCUCGUAUUUCAUGCAGCGUGAUGUGGAGAGUAAGCUGUCUUCAGUGAUAAAGAAACUUGCUGAUUUGAAACACACUGAACGAGCCAGACAGCUGUCCCAGGUUUGUUUGUUUGUUUAGUUUGUUUUGAACUAGAGAAAUUUCAACUUAAUGCAGAAAGAAAAACGAUGCAUGUUGUCUUGGUUUGUGUAACUUCGCGCUCCGAUUUCUCUCGGAAACAUGUACCCUUUCUUUUUAGCAAGUCAGGGACAAACUUCUCGCAACUAUUUCACACUCUCCUUUAUACCUGUUACAUAAAAACUGGUUGGUUUUCUUGUUUUUUUUGGACCACUCAUACAGCGUAAUCCGAGAUAGCGUGGUUUUUUCUAUUGAGUUGAUAAUGCAAAUGCUUUAGAAGCUCUUACGGUGGCCAAAAACCAAAUAAUCUUGUAACCCUCUCCCCCCCUACCGACGCACCCGCCCCUCACCGACGCAUCACCAGAGUUUCUUUUGAAACUUACCCUCUUUAUUCUAUGGUAUUCCGGAUUACCUUCGGCUCCGUCAAUUGUAAAUUGUACUUUUCUUUUUUGUCUUUAAGCCCAACCAGUACAGCCAUCAAGUACCAGCUAAUACUGUUGAGAAAUUAAAGCUCAAAGAGCAGUGUACUCGUCAAAAAUUGUUAUCGCGAAGAGAGCAGAUGAAAAGCUUGGUUUUCUCAUCGUGUACACAGUCACACCAGCGAGUGCCUUCCACUGCAAGCUUCUGCUCUAGAUCCGUUUACGAUUCCAGCUUGUCAAGGCCGUCUUCGACGACGUUACCGAAGCCAGAAAGUGACGUACGAUACCUUUGCCGUACUCCAACGGGUUCUUCAAUCUCGUCUACUUCCUCUUCGCAUUGUAGAGUUCUCCGAGGCAAACCCACCGCGUCGAGUAGAGCGCCGAGUUGUUGCUCACACCAGACAUGGAGAAUGCCUUCCUGUUCUCAAAGUUCUUUAUCCAAGAGAGGAGAUUCUAGCAAGAGAUUACCACUCAGCAGAGAUGUGAAGUGCAGAACAUUGGAAAAUGCGAGCAAAGCUUGCCCGCUUGUCCAAUACAUGAGUAAUUCUCACCGUGCUUUGUACCACAAGUCGACAUUUCCACGUCGUAUAGACUCUGACGGAUUUUGUAGCUUGCGUGGAACAAAACGUAUCCAGAGAACAGAGUCAAAAAAGCAAGUAAAACCACCAAAUAAUGAACCUAACGUGUCGAGGAGCUCUUCGAGUGUUCCUUUGGAAUUGGACAGACACGUUGCAAAUCUCAGCGAGAAGGAUCGGGUCAUUACAUUACCUCCAGACGAAACGGUUCCCGAAAGAGUUUCGGUCGCACUCGAUCACUCUGACCACAACGACGAAGAAGAUAAAUUAACAAAUUUGGAGAAUUUUCACCAAGUGGGAUCAGGCCAAGCAACAGGUAACAAGGCUGGAGAAGAACCAAAUCUCACCUCUGUGAUUCUUCUCAAAAGUCGGGAAGAGAAAAAGAGAAGAAUGGAAAUUCGGAAAUUUUUCAAUGCGGCAGAGGUAAUACAAAGAACCUGGCGUACACACAAGAGAAAAAAGAAAGGGGAGAAAUCCUAAAUAAUGGAUUCAAAAAACCUGUAACACUUACAUUUUUAAGUUAUUCUCAACAAUUUAAAAUUGAGUUAGCAUCGUGCAGUGAU
Molecule: messenger RNA, 21178 nt
Organism: Pocillopora meandrina
Lineage: Eukaryota; Metazoa; Cnidaria; Anthozoa; Scleractinia; Pocilloporidae
Source: the annotation of a GenBank genome assembly